CAUGAGUUCGAUUGGUAUCCAGUUCGCUUGAACCCCUAUACGUGCGCCUCGGAACAUGCCCCAUCCGUCCGUGGGCACGAGUCUAGAUAGCGUAUGGCCGUGCAUAAUCGCCAUUUCACCUCAAGCGGCAAGGCAUGCGUUAUGCUCUAGCCAUGAUCCCCGUUUUACUGAAGCAGCCGACUGAAGAAAGAGUUGAUUAUCGAAUCGUACCAUGUUUUACUUGCGCGCGUGCGCCUCUGAGUUCAUCGGUACCUUCAUGCUUGUGUUCACGUUGGGCUGCAACACCAUGAGCGGGCAGGUGGUGUGGGGUGGGAUCUCCACGGGAUGUGUCCUCAUGGCCCUCACUUACGCACUGGCCCCGAUCUCGGGCGCACACUUCAACCCCGCGGUCACCUUCUCCCUGGGCGUCCUGCGGAGACUGGAGGGCGGGUGGUUCACCGUGGCGCUCUACUGCGCCGCGCAGCUCGCGGCCGGGGUCGCCGCCUCGCUCUGCUGCAGCGCCCUCUUCCUGGGCUGGGUCGAGCUCAGCCCUGCGCCCGGGCACGGGUGGGCGAGCGCCUGCGCCUGCGAGGCGCUCUACACCUGCAUGCUCUGCUUCGUAGUUCUCAACGUGGCUGCCAGCGAGGCCAACGCAGACCGGCAAUUCUACGGCGUCGCCAUCGGCCUCGCGGUCAUCGCGGGCACCUACGGCGCUGGCGCCAUCUCAGGGGCAUGCUUGAACCCCGCCUUGGCGAUCGCUAUAGAUCUUGGGGGCUUGCGCUGCGACUGGUGCAUUCCCUACACGCUGGCCGAGCUUGCAGGAGCCGCGGCGGCCACCUGCCUCUUCGCCGCGCUGCGGCCCGAGGAGCUGGAGGGCGCGGUGGCAGAGGACGAGGACUUGCCAGAGCCAGGUAUCAAGGCGAAGUUUCUCUCCGAGCUUGUGGGCACGUACUUCCUCGUGCUGACGGUCGGCCUCAACGUCCUGACGGACUCCCCCGCGGCUGCGCUUUCGAUUGCUGCAUCCCUGGCGUGCAUGAUAUUUGCCCUGGGGGACCUCUCCGAAGCCCAUUUCAACCCCGCUGUUACCAUGGCCGUGUACGCCAUCCAGAAGAUCGACGUGCGGACUGGUCUGAUCUACGGUAUCGCUCAGUUCUCUGGUGCCGCGGUGGCCGGGCUGACCUACGUCGCGAUCUGCGGGAACGAUUUCGCCCUAGGUGCAGCUGCCGGGUGGAGCUGGACUGGGGUGGCCGCGGCGGAGACGGCGUUCACGUUUCUGCUCUGCUUCGUCAUGCUGAGCGUGACCAUGUCGUCCAAGCACAGACUCUCCGAGCUCUAUGGCCUGGCGAUCGCCCUCUGCGUGGUCGCUGGCGGCUUCGCCGCAGGCGGCGUCUCCGGGGGCUCCCUGAACCCCGCGGUGUCCUUCGGCGUCGCCGUCGGCGACCGGGGCGCCUCGGCGGGCCAGGCUCUGCUGUACGCUGGCUUCGAGUUUCUCAGCAGCGUGUUCGCCGCCUCGGCGUUCAUGGUGACGCAGGGCGAGUUCUGCUAGCGGCGGAUGGCGCCCGCCGCGAGCAGCGAUGGGGCACGCGGGGACGCCGCUGAGAUGAACGGCAAGCCGACCAACCACCUGGCGACUUGCAAAAAGCUACGCGAGCGCCCGCCCCGUUUGCAGGCGUCGUCCCACGAUCGGCCGCUCUGCUUUUUGGGGGGGGGGCGGGGAGAGAGUCGUUGAGACUCUGCUGAUCGCCCGUGGCGUCACCGCAUCCUCCGUGGCCGUCGG
Molecule: messenger RNA, 1756 nt
Organism: Prorocentrum cordatum
Lineage: Eukaryota; Dinophyceae; Prorocentrales; Prorocentraceae
Source: the annotation of a GenBank genome assembly